Messenger RNA from Drosophila ficusphila, 2550 nucleotides. Its product is annotated as proton-coupled folate transporter. Gene Ontology annotation, biological process: transmembrane transport. NCBI's taxonomy places the organism in Eukaryota, Metazoa, Arthropoda, Insecta, Diptera, Drosophilidae. The coding region runs from base 829 to 2412 and encodes 527 amino acids. Gene Ontology annotation, cellular component: membrane. The record is from RefSeq and is a predicted model, not a curated record. Gene Ontology annotation, molecular function: transmembrane transporter activity. The transcript has 5 exons.
UAUACAGCGGAUAAGUCGCAUCCGAGCGGUUCGAAAUAUUAUCUGUGUAACUCAAUAUUAGUGGAAAACAAGUGCAGCGUAAUGAUUUGAAAUUCAAUUCCCAAACAAAGGGCAACGGCAGCAGGUUCUACAGCCAAAAUGUUGAUUACUGCGCGCAGUGAAUCAGAUUACCUAUUGUAAACAUUGCAAAUUUAUCGACGGCUGACUACAGUUAUCGCUCCAAAUGGCAGGCGGUGUUGUAAAUCCAAACUUAAUUGCUCUAUAAUUAAAUUUCACAACGCGCUAUCGUCAGUUAUCUGUCUUUCAUCUUGAAAGUGAGAGUUACGUGCGGUUCGAUAAGAAUGAUUGGAAAAUCCGGAAAAAAUUCGCAAUACCACAAUUAAAAUAGUUGAAAGCACGUGUAGCUAAUUAGUCAGGUUGAUAAAAAAAAAAAAAAAAUAUACAUAUCCGCUUAAUAGAAACGAAAAAUAUUUUUUUUGUUUAAUUAACUUGGAAACGCCACUGCUGGAUUUGUUCUGGUAAAUUAUCUUGUCUUAAAAUAUACAGAAAAGCAAUUUUGCAAAAACCAUUAUAUCCCACACUUAAGGUUAAAAGUGUAAUCUUUAGGCAAAUUUGCAUAACAAUCGUAUAUUAAAUAAACGAAUCGCUAUGCAAACAUUGUACAAAAUAAUCAAUUGAUAAGCUGCACAGGACCGUUACAUUUUGAAUUUCGAAAGCUAUGCGGUAAAAACCGCGCGAGAGCAUAAAAGCUUCGAAACCAACCCCUCCAAUUAAGCAAAACAACACUAUUUAUCCACGCGGGAGAGCGACUGAGUGCGCAGAGUAAAAAUGAGCGCCGCAGAGGCUCUCUCCGAAACAGCGGCAGAAAGACGAAACAGUCGGACUAGCGAAAACAGUGCUGAUGGCAAUGUUUUGGAACAGCGGGACGAAGGGGCGGGACGCACCGUUUGCCAGUGGGCGUGGCACGUGGUCAAGUCGAUAUCCGUGGAGCCCACUAUGUUCCUGUACAUGUUCGCCUUCAUGAUCACCUCGGUGGUGGAGCAGAACUUCUUCCUGUACAAGUCCUGUCGGGUGAACAACAACUUCACGGAGGAGAUCUGCCGGAAUCUCAACAAGCCGGAGAACAAGGAGUUCAAGGACCAGUCGCUGUUGACCAACGCCUGGUUCCUCCAGUGGGAGAACAUAUCAGCGCACAUAUUCCCAAUUAUUUUGGCCCUGUUUUUGGGAUCCUUUUCCGAUCGUCGUGGCCGAAAGUUGCCACUGCUGAUGGGACUGGUGGGCAAGUUCGUCUACUCCUCGAUGGUGGUGGUCAAUGCCAGGAUGCCCACGUGGCCGGUGCAGAACAUCAUCUACUCUGCCACUCUGCCAUCGGCUUUGACCGGUGCGGAUGUGGCCAUUUUUGCCUCCUGCUUCGCCUACAUCUCGGAUAUUUCCACGCUGCAGCAGCGAACCAUCCGGGUGACCAUCCUGGACGUCGUCUACCUCAGUGCCAUGCCCCUGGGCGUGGCCUUGGGCUCCCACCUCUUCUAUAAUGUCUUCGAUCAGUCCUACGCGGACAUGUUCACCGUUAACGCCUCCCUGAUCGCCCUGGCCAUCAUCUACAGCCUGUGCGCCCUCAAGUGGCAAACGACUCCGAAGCAGCGUUCGCUGAGGGAACUCGGGUGCUGUGGAUUCUGGGGCGACUUCUUCGACAAGCAGCACGUGAAGGACUCGCUGGCGGUGCUAGUAAAGUCCCGGAAGGGACACCGGCGCAGCUUCCUCAUUAUCCUGCUGGUCAGCAUGGCCCUCUACACCUUCCAGCGGGACGAGGGGCAGUACCUGUACAUGUACACCUUAGACAAGUUCGACUGGGAUGUGAGUGCGUACAGCAACUUCAAAACCUUCAAGUCGUCGGCCUACGUGAUUGCCAUGCUGUUGGCUGUGCCCCUAAUGAAUAAGGUCCUAGGAUGGAGGGAUACAACCAUCAUCUUUAUUGGCACUUGGGCCCAUUCAAUAGCCCGAUUGUUUUUCUAUUUCGCCACCAAUACGGAUCUACUUUACGCGGGAGCCGUGGUCUGCAGUUUGGGGCCAAUUGUGGGGCCCAUGAUCCGGGCCAUGACCUCGAAAAUUGUGCCCACAUCGGAGAGGGGAAAGGUUUUUGCCCUGCUCUCGGUUUGCGAUAAUGCAGUUCCCUUUAUCAGUGGAGUUUGCUAUUCGCAACUUUAUCGGGCCACCAAAAGUAAUAAUUACGGAGGAAACGUCUUUAUGCUAACUAUUGCCACCCAGAUGGCCGUCUUUGUAAUGAUACUUUGUAUUCACGUGGUUUUGGGCAAGAACUCACUUGCCGUUCCGGAAGUUCCCGAGAAUGAGAGCGGCCUUAUUGGCCAAAAGGAGCCUGUUCCCCAGUUAAAGGCAACCGCUGACCAAAAUUAAACAAUACAAUUCACAUUUUAUGAUUCCUAUACAAAAAGACAUAAGGCAUAAAUGGCAGCUGCUGCAUAGGAGAUUUAAAAUCCCAUCAAAACAAGAUUUUCUAAUAAAAACAGAGAUAUUUUUAUACCUUUCAGUAAA